Messenger RNA from Gordionus sp. m RMFG-2023, 2400 nucleotides. Its product is annotated as transferrin 2-like. Lineage: Eukaryota; Metazoa; Nematomorpha; Gordioida; Chordodea; Parachordodidae. The transcript has 11 exons. Gene Ontology annotation, biological process: iron ion transport. The coding region runs from base 35 to 2356 and encodes 773 amino acids. Gene Ontology annotation, cellular component: early endosome; recycling endosome; plasma membrane. The record is from RefSeq and is a predicted model, not a curated record.
CAUAAUUUUGAAUCCAAGAAAAAACCAAAUAUAAAUGAUGAUUAAUAAAAUAUGGCAAAUCGAGAUUCUUAUAGCUGUAUUCAUACAUUCAUUCAUCAUUCUUGUUGAAGCUCAAGAUAUCUCUAUAAUUCGAAUGUGCGUUAAAAUGGGGAUGACAGCUAAAAAAUGCGAGGAUAUGAGUAGAGCCUUCAAUUCUCAAGGGUGGCCAGAACAAUUGGAAUGUGUCAUAACCAAAAACGAUUAUGAAUGCAUGCGAAAGAUUGAAAAUUCAGGGGCUGACAUAGUUAAUUUAGAUUCAGGGUUAGUGUACAUAGCAGGAGUUCAUUAUAGUAUGGUUCCUUUAUUGGCCGAAAGCUAUGGGCCAGAAUCAAAUUCCCAGCCUUCUUACAAAACUAUCGCCUUGGUUAAGACCAAUUCUCAUAUAAAUUCCUUGGCAGAUCUAAAAGGAACCAAAUCUUGUCAUACAGCUGUUGGAAUGAGCGCAGGGUGGAUUAUUCCUAUAGGAGUAUUAUAUGAAAAAAAUUUACUACCAUCCUUCGAUUGUGACAACCCGGUAAUAGCUAUAUCAAAAUUUUUCAAUGGGAGUUGUGCUCCUAACGCCCUAAUUAAAGACAACAACUUAGGUUUCAACCCCUCUAGCGUUUGCAGCGCAUGCUCCAAUAUACAUAUGCAAUGCAUGGGUUACGAUAGAUUUGCCGGAGAACAAGGAGCUUUUGAAUGCCUAAAAGCGAAUAAAGGAGAUGUCGCGUUUUUAAGAGAGUCUACACCGAUCAUUUUGCUCAAGGAGUACGAAAAUAUAGAAAUAGGAUUUCAACCGCAAGAUUAUUCGCUUUUAUGCUUAAACGGUGAAAAAAGACCCGUGAACGAUUUUGAAAAUUGUCAUUGGGGUUUCGUCCCCGGGAAUGCUAUUAUGACUCUAUCUUCCCAGAGCGAGGAAAACAAAACUAUAUUCAAAAAUUACUUCCUACGAGCCCAAGAGGUGUUUGGGAUUAAUUUACACGUUAACGCUUCCUUCACAGAAUCAAGCUUUAAAAUGUUUAAUAGUGUACCGUAUCGUAAUGUUGACAUCUUAUUCUCGGACACAACGUUAAAAUUAGUGGAUGUCAAAGAAAGAAAUACAUUUAGAUCAUACCUAGGAAGUGAUUAUCUUAAAGUGAUAGAAAAUAUGAGAAGGUGUGAUGUGAAACCCAUAAUUUGGUGUGUAAUAUCGAGGAACGAAUUGAACAAAUGCGAAAGGAUGCGUCUAUCUUUCAAAGCCAAGGAUUUUAUACCGGCUAUCAAAUGCACUCAAGGGAAAUCGAAAAAUCAUUGCAUGGAUAUGAUUGCCAAUGGGGAUGCUACUAUGUCGCUCUUUGAGGCAGCUGAAAUCUACGAGGCAGGAAAGCACUAUAAUCUGAUUCCUAUUAUUGCCGAAAACUAUGGAUUGAUAAAACCAGAAUAUCACGCCGUUGUAUUAGCUAAGAGAAGUGAUCUUGAAACCAAUUUUCUCUCCCUAAAAGGUAAGCGAACAUGUCACGGCGCCUUCGAAAGCGGAGCUGGUUGGUACAUCCCUAUAUUCCAGCUAGAAACUUCAGGCCAGAUGCGAGUAUUACCCUCUGACAAAUGUCGCUUGGGUAAAUCAGCCUCUGAAUUUUUCCAGCAAAGUUGCGUUCCUGGUGCCUUAUCACCCAUUUACGGCGGAAAGCAUAAAAGAGCUAAUAUUAACGGGCGUAACUUGUGCGAUUUAUGCAUUGGAACAGGCGACGACUUUUGCCGGAGAAACGAUGCGGAGCCAUUCUACGGGGAUAGUGGAAGUUUACGGUGUCUAGUAGAAGGGGGUGGACAGGUCGCAUUUGUUAGGCACACUACAUUGGCUGACAACGCUGACGGAAGAAAUGGGCAGAACUGGGCUCGGUUCUUGAUAUCGGGAGAUUUUGAAUUGCUUUGCAAGGACGGCAGUAGGGCGUCAGUUAAGGAAUGGGAAAGAUGUUACUUGGAAAAAGUUCCAUCUGAUGCUAUAAUGGUCUCGAGGGAAAGGAGUGCAAAAGAAAUUAGAGCUUACGAAGAUCUGUUUAUGACGGCCCAAGAGUUUUUUAGUGGGCGGGGGGAAAGCAAUUUUUACAAUAACGAGCAGGCUAAUUAUGGCAGCAUGGACUUCAAGCUGUUUGUGUCGCAAAGUAAAGCCAAAAAUAUUAUUUUCAAUGACGCAGCUAUAAAAUUGACCCGUUUACCGGAAGAAAAUCAAAAUUAUGAAAAUUAUUUAGGGGACGAAUUUAUACAAAUCAUGGAAUCGGUUAAGUGCGGGUCUAUUAUAUCCUUACCCAAUUUUUUGCUCAUCAGCAUUUCCAUCAACAUAAUAAUUUUUGUGACGCCCUAAAAAUUUUCACCCUUUAAUAUGGCAUAUAUAUUUUUAUAAUACUC